Protobothrops mucrosquamatus (brown spotted pit viper) is the source of this 1602-nucleotide messenger RNA. It is a transcript of the gene MAEA, whose product is annotated as macrophage erythroblast attacher. Lineage: Eukaryota; Metazoa; Chordata; Lepidosauria; Squamata; Viperidae. Gene Ontology annotation, biological process: proteasome-mediated ubiquitin-dependent protein catabolic process. Gene Ontology annotation, cellular component: GID complex; cytoplasm; nucleus. Bases 18 to 1208 code for a protein of 396 amino acids. The transcript has 9 exons. Gene Ontology annotation, molecular function: ubiquitin protein ligase activity; protein binding. The record is from RefSeq and is a predicted model, not a curated record.
GCGGCGCUCGGCCCAAGAUGGCGGUGCAGGAGUCGGCGGCGCAGCUCUCCAUGACGCUGAAGGUGCAGGAGUACCCCACGCUCAAGGUACCUUAUGAAACAUUGAACAAGCGGUUCCGGGCUGCCCAGAAAAAUAUCGAUCGAGAAACCAGCCACGUGACCAUGGUGGUGGCAGAGCUGGAGAAGACCCUGGGCAGCUGCCCAGCUGUGGAUUCCGUGGUCAGCCUCCUGGACGGCGUGGUUGAAAAGCUCAGUGUCCUGAAACGGAAGGCAGUAGAGUCGAUCCAGGCCGAAGACGAGAGCGCGAAGCUGUGCAAACGCAGAAUCGAGCAUCUUAAGGAGCACAGCAGCGACCAGCCAGCGGCGGCGAACAUGUGGAAGAAGAAGCGCAUGGAUCGCAUGAUGGUGGAGCACCUCCUGCGCUGCGGCUACUACAACACCGCGGUGAAAUUAGCCAGGCAGAGCGGCAUUGAGGACUUGGUCAACAUUGAGAUGUUCCUAACUGCCAAAGAAGUAGAAGAGUCCUUGGAAAGACAAGAAACGAUGACCUGUUUAGCUUGGUGCCAUGACAACAAAUCUAGGCUCAGGAAAAUGAAGAGUUGUCUGGAAUUCAGUCUAAGGAUUCAGGAGUUCAUAGAACUUAUUCGACAGAACAAGAGACUGGAUGCUGUCAGACACGCACGGAAGCAUUUCAGCCAGGCCGAGGGGAGCCAGCUGGACGAAGUGCGGCAGGUGAUGGGGAUGCUGGCUUUUCCUUCCGAUACUCACAUCUCUCCUUACAAGGAUCUCCUGGACCCUGCUCGGUGGAGGAUGCUAAUCCAGCAGUUUAGAUACGAUAACUACAGAUUGCAUCAACUGGGAAAUAACUCUGUCUUUACCAUAACACUCCAGGCUGGGCUUUCUGCUAUAAAAACACCGCAGUGUUAUAAAGAGGAUGGCAGUUCCAAAAACCCCGACUGCCCGGUGUGUAGCAAAUCCCUCAAUAAGCUGGCCCAGCCUUUGCCCAUGGCGCAUUGUGCCAACUCACGGCUAGUCUGCAAGAUUUCAGGAGACGUGAUGAAUGAGAAUAAUCCCCCCAUGAUGCUUCCCAACGGAUACGUCUACGGAUACAAUUCCUUGCUUUCUGUUCGUCAGGAUGACCGAGUCAUUUGCCCGAGAACCAAAGAAGUCUUCAACUUCUCUCAAGCCGAGAAGGUCUACAUUAUGUAAACCCCCUCCUCACGCGCAAUGAAGUGCCACUGGAUUUUGACACAAUUUAUUCUAGCCGUGCCCUGUGGGAACAAUCUCGAGCCCGGCAAAGAGAGCUGCGACUCGGGAGGGCCGGGAAAGGGUUAGGGGUUGGGGGUGGGAAUUCGGAUUUCUUGGUGGCAUUUUUUGUUUUCCCCUUGCGACCAAAGAUCAGUGAGCAGAAACAUAACUACUCUGAGAAAGUGAGGAAGUGUGACUAAAAUUAAAAAGAAAAAAAAGAAAAAAAAAAGUUGCAUUCGGAGGGAACAAAUUUUGAAUGCUUCGAUUUUGUAAACCACGAUUGGAUUUUUUUUCUCAAACAUUCAUCCAGCAGAAGCAGCUUACUCAAAACAGAUCAUUUUGCAGAACAACAACA